Messenger RNA from Racocetra persica, 210 nucleotides. The record is from the annotation of a GenBank genome assembly. Lineage: Eukaryota; Fungi; Glomeromycota; Glomeromycetes; Diversisporales; Gigasporaceae.
GAAACUGGUAAGGAAGUUAUUGUGGUUAAUCCUAAAAAUACUACUCAAAGAUGUAGUCAAUGUGGAAAAAUUGCUAAUCCUAAAAUAGAAAGAGAAGUUGAAAUCUAUAAUUGUUCUUGUGACUUGGUAUUAGAUAGAGAUGUUAAUGCUGCCAAAAAUAUCUUAUAUUUAGCCCAAAACAACAGGCUAGGAACUUUGCCAACUGAGUUG